UUGGUGACUGGGUGUAGAAAGAGAGGAUUCUGAGAAACGCAAAUAAUCUGUCUAAAAACAAAGUGGCUGCUGAAAAGAGCAGAAAUAAGUAAUAAGUGUGCAAAAAUCGAUUCUCGCAAAAUCAAUAUAACAUAAACCCCAUAGCAACACACACUCUGAGAGGGAGUACAUCAAACCACACAGAGAAUAAAGUAACCGUCCGAUAAAUCCGAUACACCCCGCAUCAUCAGUUUUGCAUUGUAUCCCAAACAACAGAAAAGGAGCCCGACAAGCGACACGGAUUGAUCAUGGCCACAACACCACGCAGCGGCGGUGCCGGCUCUGGAACGGCACAGCGACCGAAUGGAACCUCUCAGAAUAAAAGUUGCCAAUUCAAGCUGGUGCUUCUGGGUGAAUCUGCUGUCGGCAAGUCGUCGCUUGUGCUGCGCUUUGUCAAGGGACAAUUCCAUGAAUAUCAGGAGAGCACGAUAGGUGCGGCCUUUUUAACACAAACCAUUUGCAUAGAGGAUACUGUGGUGAAGUUUGAAAUUUGGGAUACAGCCGGCCAGGAGCGAUACCACAGCUUAGCUCCCAUGUAUUAUAGAGGUGCGCAGGCCGCCAUUGUUGUCUAUGAUAUACAGAAUCAGGAUAGUUUUCAGCGUGCAAAGACCUGGGUCAAGGAACUGCAUAAACAAGCCUCACCAAACAUUGUCAUUGCGCUGGCCGGCAAUAAGGCGGAUCUGUCAAACAUUCGUGUCGUGGAGUUUGAUGAAGCGAAGCAAUAUGCCGAGGAGAAUGCCUUGCUGUUCAUGGAAACGUCUGCGAAGACGGGCAUGAAUGUCAACGAUAUCUUUUUGGCCAUUGCCAAGAAACUACCUAAGAACGAUGGCGCCAACAAUCAGGGAAGCAGCAUAAGGCCGAAUGGGAACGAAACAAAUCGACCGACAAACAACUGCUGCAAGUGAUGUCCCUUUGUAG
This is a messenger RNA of Drosophila guanche, 957 nucleotides long. It is a transcript of the gene Rab5, whose product is annotated as ras-related protein Rab-5B. The transcript has 5 exons. Bases 288 to 944 code for a protein of 218 amino acids. Gene Ontology annotation, molecular function: GTP binding; GTPase activity. The record is from RefSeq and is a predicted model, not a curated record. NCBI's taxonomy places the organism in Eukaryota, Metazoa, Arthropoda, Insecta, Diptera, Drosophilidae.